AUGAAACGUACGGGCAUUAUUAUUAUUGGUUUCGGCUGGAUAUUCUGUCAUUUGGGGGAUGUGAUUUGUGAUAACCCACAGGAUAGCUAUGGACCAUCAUCGGCACAAGAGGAGACUGAAGUUGAAAUUCAACAAGUUGAGGUAUAUGAAGUUCCAUGGAUAGGAGACCAAACCCCACAAACCAAUUACGUUCCUCCAAAGUCACAAUAUGGUCCACCAGCUCAAGAAUAUGGUCCACCAGCUCAAGAAUACGGUCCACCACCUCAAGAAUACGGACCUCCUGAAGUUGCAACCACCACAAGUGUUCCUGAGCAAGUGGAAUCGCUUGAUUCUAGACAAAAUCAAACUGCGAAAUUGCAACAAGAAGUUGACGAUAUUUCAAUCAAAGGUCAAUAUUACAUUUAUCAUCCUACUGGGCUGCUCCAAAGAGUGAAGUAUUCGACGACAGACGAUAGUAAAAAUAUGGCUUUUUCUGCAAGGCUCCAGUAUGAAAAUGUGGAUCCAAUCCAGGGACCGAUUUACACGUAUAAUCCUGACACAUAUGGUCGCAAGGCGAAGCUAAGCCAAGUUGAUCUUGCCGUGGAGAUCAUCCAGCAAAUUACCCUGGAUAACGACAAGGCGGCAACGUCACACGGGGUGUUGUGUCUGGAAGACUCUAGUAUGGGUCCGGACGAAGAGGCGGACAUUAUGGUAGUAGUGAUGAACAGUGGCCGAGGCGAAAGGUACUAUAUCCCUGCACGGCGUUAUGAAAGUAAUGGAGCUCCAGUGGCAAUUGGCGGGCAGGUAUUCAAAGGAGGUGAAUCAUCUGAGCACCAUGUGCAGAAUGUAGGCGUCAGGCGGAUGAAGUGGUCCACUGGAAGCAUCAUGGCGAGGGGCACACUAAUGGACGAUGCACCAGUUCAUGAGAAUCAAACUUUGGUGAGUGAUACUUCAGUGUAUAAGCUCGAUUUAUGUAGUAUUAGAGUGGGUAAUAUAGGCGAAAAUAAUGUGUAA
Ceutorhynchus assimilis (cabbage seed weevil) is the source of this 993-nucleotide messenger RNA. NCBI's taxonomy places the organism in Eukaryota, Metazoa, Arthropoda, Insecta, Coleoptera, Curculionidae. The record is from the annotation of a GenBank genome assembly.